This is a messenger RNA of Bactrocera latifrons, 456 nucleotides long. Its product is annotated as extensin-like. The record is from RefSeq and is a predicted model, not a curated record. NCBI's taxonomy places the organism in Eukaryota, Metazoa, Arthropoda, Insecta, Diptera, Tephritidae.
AAGCCAACAACUCGUCCACCACCACCACCAGUCACUCGUCCACCAGCACCGAAGACUACCCGUCCACCACCCCCACCUGUGACUCGUCCACCACCACCAAAGCCUCAGCCAACACCCAAGGAUGACGGCUACAAAUACCCCGUGCCAAGCAUUCCUUUCGAUUUUUAGGUGUCAACUGUAACAGUUGAUUUACUCAAUGUUAUGUUAAGAAAGAUAGCCUGCGAGUUUUAAAAGUUUAUUUAAAAGUGGUGAAGCUCAUUAACGCCGAAAGCUGACAAUCUAGCGAUGUGGUACCAACAAGCAAACUAGGGCUAGAUUCAUCUAGUCAAUACAAUAUGAGAACGUUAUUUUUGCUUUCGACUCCAAAAGAGCUCUAGCAAGAAUUUCAAAUGUUUUUCCUUUUUGUUUUAUACUUAAAAAUACUCUUACAAUUAGAAAUACUUAUUUUAAUUGAAA